AAUCCUCUCUCCAACACAAAUUCCAACUCCUCCAAUUCGUCUAACACCAGCCCCAAUCCCAACCAGAAAAACCACCCUCGUUUUUUUCAAUAAUCACCAAGAAAUCUUCCGACUCGGUUUCGGCUCGCCCCGGUCUGAAAUCGUUUUAUGAGACGAUGGACUAGUUGGGAUUGAGAAAAUACGUCAUGCAGAGGCCCAAAGAACGACCCGAGAUUAGGACUGAAUUUGCCGAUGCGUUUCGGUGUUCACCGGACCUGGGGGCAAUGGUUUUGAACGUCAUGGAGGGGUUUUAUCCUCCGAAUGAGGACGAGUAUGAAAAUGAGGUGUUGAGUUCUCUAAGUUUAGCUUAUAUGGCGUUGUUGGAGGAGUUGAGGAGAGCAAAAAUUGAAAUUGGGGGAGAAGUGAAGGAGAGAGCGAGGAAAUUGGUGAUUGAAUGGAAAAGGAAGAUUAGAAAGGAUGAAUGGAAGGGAAAGGAAUCGUUCGACAUUUUGGGGGUUUUUGCAUAUUUUGGCGACGUAUGGAGUGGUGGAAGGGUUUAAUUUGAAUGAGAUUGUGGAUUAUAUUGCCAGUGUUGCCAGGUAUCGGGAAGCUAUGGAGUUGUGUCGAGAGUUUGUUCCCUUGAAUAAAAUGUCCGAUGUUAUUCACAAACUCAUUAUUAAGGGCAAACAACUUCUGGCCGUCAAAUUUAUUUUUUUAUUCGAGCUGGCUGACAAGUUCCAACCUGUUCCCCUCUUGUUAGACUAUGUAAAUGAUGCUAAUAAUAAGAAGCUUUCUCAGAAAGUUCCCAAGAGCAGAAACAACUCUCAUCAAUUGCUGAGAGAGGCCACGGACAAAGAAGUUGGUGUGCUGAAAUCAGUCAUUAAAUGCAUUGAGGAUUACAAUCUUGAAUCUGAGUAUCCAAAGGAGAUCCUUGUAAAGCGCAUCGAAGAACUAGAGAUGGAGCAGACCAACAGGAAAUGCCCUGCAGCAGUCCCUACUCCCCAGCCUUGGCAGCAGUCAAAACCACAAAAAUGCAGUGGAAGCAAGCAUUCUCGGACUACUAGUUUGUUGCCAGAUUGUCAUGCUCCAUACCUAAGUUCACGAGAUGGGCCUGACGGCUUGGCAGGCACCACUCCGGCCAUGGCCUUUCAUGCUGGGUCGUCUGCUGGCCCGUAUGGUUUUUCGGGAGCUCCUUUGGAUAUUAUACCUGGGAGUCUAACCCCUAUUGAAUCCAAUUUAGCUUCAGAGUCGCAUAUGCAAUCUGGUUAUUAUGAUCGGCCAAUUGUUUAUAAUGGACAUGGUUUGCCACCACAAUACAAUCUAUCUUACUAUCCUGAGUAGUUGGUUGCUCUUCCUUGUUUGUGUCGUAAAACUUUGGAGGGUACCUUAGCUAUUGCCCCGACUUUGCAGUUCCAGUCAUCGAAAACCUUACUGACCUUUUUUGAUCACCAUGAUUGUAGCACAGUGACCAGACUGGUCUUUGUUUAGAUUGUUAAAUUGUGUCUGUCUAGCAUCACAAUAGUAGCUUAU
This is a messenger RNA of Ilex paraguariensis (yerba mate), 1509 nucleotides long. The record is from the annotation of a GenBank genome assembly. NCBI's taxonomy places the organism in Eukaryota, Viridiplantae, Streptophyta, Magnoliopsida, Aquifoliales, Aquifoliaceae.